This is a messenger RNA of Triticum aestivum (bread wheat), 1905 nucleotides long. RefSeq lists its product as uncharacterized. The transcript has 2 exons. The record is from RefSeq and is a predicted model, not a curated record. Bases 216 to 1769 code for a protein of 517 amino acids. NCBI's taxonomy places the organism in Eukaryota, Viridiplantae, Streptophyta, Magnoliopsida, Poales, Poaceae.
GCAAGUAGUAGUAAUAGGAGCGACAGAAACGAGAGCCAGGGGAGAGCAACAGCAGUAGACGAACAUUCAGAAAAAACAACAAAACUAGGUACCGACGCCAAGACACAAGAAGAUAUGUGCAAGAAAAAGUAGAGCCAGAAUUCCAUCCAUCGUCACAGCGAGCAACAAGAUCACCAUUGAAGCAUCAUCAGCACCGGGGCGAUCUCUUUUAGUCAAUGGCCGAGAUCAUCAGGUCUGCCAUCAUUGGGGAGACAGUUACCCAGAUUUUUUCUGGCAUAACCAACAGGAAAGACGAUGAUAAAUCAGAUGAAGCCACCGGAGGAAGUGGCCUAGAGAGGCUAGAGAUGGCACACAUCAAAAUGGAGGCUGCACUCGAGAUGUCUGACAAGUGGCAGAUCACCGAUGUGUCACUACUUCAUUGGCGUAAGAAGCUGAAGUGUGCUGCCCAGGAUUGCAACGACGCAGCUCGCAGAUGCUGGGAGCUCUCACUGGAAGAAGAUGAGGCAGAUCAGGUGCUAAGAAAAUCUUCGUUUGCUACACGGAUCGCUCAUGCGACCAAGUCAUUUGUCUCCUCUUUCAUUGGCUGCGAAGGUGAUCAUUACUCAGGCAGCAUCGCCGCCGCCGUUCGAAGAUUCGAGAGGUUUGCUGAUGGUGCUACAGAGUUCAUUCAAUGUGUGCAGCUCGGUGGAACACCUCGACAGCCCCUGUUCUUCGACCCUCUCAUCAGGCAUAUCUUCACAGGCAAAACGCUGCGGUAUAUGGUGAUGCAUCCGGGAGGCCAGUAUCAAUACUUCGGCAUACGUCCUAUGGCCUUCGAGGAGCGUGGACUGGAGGCCAUGCUAUCCUUGAUAUAUGAAGAUUUCAAGGUGCCCAAGAACAGUUUUCGCCUUGGGUUCAUGCUGCGUCUUUCAGAGAGUACAGACAUUAUCGGAACUACAGUCAAGUGCUUGCGACUGGUGACACCUCACUUCAAGUCCACGGCCGACGCUGUGAUCAAAGAUAUCAUCCAACUCCCUACCCAAGAUUUUUCCAGUUUACCACCAGAGGCUGAGAGCACAAACAUGGAACACUGGAACCAUAUCCACAAAACUUUUACUAGAUGGUUCCGUCCAGAUCCAUUAUGUUGUCAAGGAUACAAACAGGAGGUCAUGCCUUCUCAUGUCGGUAACUGCGGGAACAACGUGAGACUUUCAAGCAUAUUUCCAGAACCAGUGUGUGAAGUGUUUUUGCAGCGUCAAAUCUCUCUACUCGAUUAUAAGAACCUACAGGGAUCAACUGCGGGAUAUGAUGUUUCUUCUCUGGAGAAUACCCCACUUCUGAAGCUGGGAAUUCUGUUCAUGCCUCAUGAUUCUCUGGAGAACCCCAAGUCCACCGGCGAGGGCUCUGCCAUAGAGGUGAUUGAUGGAGAGAAGCAACAUCUCACACAUGCAAAUGUUCAUCCGGACCAACUUGAUGAGAUAUUGCUGCCCAAGGCGAGAGAUUAUCUUCACCAUAACACCGAGACUGCGACGUAUCAGAUAGUAUGGAGGUCCAACCAUGGCAGUGCACACCUAUGUGUGGAGAAGACAAGCACAACAAGAAUUCCCAGAGCACACAGAGCCGCCAUACGACAAGGUAGGAACAAGAAUAGUAAGACACUUCGUCAGAUGCGGCAGGAGCAGAUGAGGAAAGUGCAGUGGAUGCAGGUAGCCAAAGAUUUCCUGAAACUAUGGGUUGUGCGUUCCUCAGAGAGGUUGCAGAGCAUAUUUACGUCAUGGCUCAAACAGUAGGGACAAAACUAGUGAUUUGUGGCUUAACAUCACAGGAAUCUUGUAGUAUUCCCACAUGACUAAUUUGAAAUUUAUGUGUGUCAACGAAAGCAGGACCUUGUGUUGAGUUGUACCUCUGGCAUGAAUCGUGGUUGUA